AUGCAGAACUGCACCAAAGACGACGACAUACUGCAGAAAGGCAUUGUGCUAUUUCAACUUAUCGUCUACAUCCCAGUGCUCUCUUUGGGGAUCCCCCUGACCAUGACUGCCUUCUGGGUCUUCUGCUGCAAACUCAAGAGGUGGACCGAGACCAGGGUGUACAUGAUCAACCUCAUGGUCGCGGACAGUUUCCUGCUCUUCGCCCUGCCUUUCCUGAUAUAUUUUAACAAGUAUGACCAUCCCGUAGACAAGCUGUGUAUCACCAUCCAGAACAUCUAUUUUACAAACAUGCCUAUGAGCAUCCUUAUCAUCACCCUGAUUGCAAUUGAUCGAUACAUUGCAAUCAAGUUCCCUUUAAAAGCAAAGAUUCUUCGAUCUCCACUAAAAUCAGCUUCUAUCUGUGUGUUUGUUUGGUUAACGCUUAUAGUUUAUUCCUACUUGCGUCGAAACCUGGAUGACAGAAAGGAAAAAUUGUGCUUUCAGAAAGAAACUGUUCAACCUAAUUAUUCAAUGUUAUUCUCUGUUAUCUUUGGGUAUUUUAUUCCCUCAGGGAUUGUGAUUUUUUGCUCCGUACAAGUCAUCAAAUGUCUCAAAAAGAAGAUGGCCACGAGCCCUCAUGAGACAAAGUUAAUUCAGAAAGCAAUCCACAUUAUUUCUGUGAAUUUGUGCGUGUUCGUCGUAUGUUUUUUGCCUUUCUACAUCACACUGCUCUUCCGUGCCUACCUUGACAUGGGCAACAGGAGCGAGUGGACAACACUUGAGGAUGAUGCAAAGUGA
This is a messenger RNA of Charadrius vociferus (killdeer), 777 nucleotides long. RefSeq names its product G-protein coupled receptor 35-like. Gene Ontology annotation, biological process: positive regulation of Rho protein signal transduction; phospholipase C-activating G protein-coupled receptor signaling pathway. The coding region runs from base 1 to 777 and encodes 258 amino acids. The transcript has 2 exons. Gene Ontology annotation, cellular component: membrane. Lineage: Eukaryota; Metazoa; Chordata; Aves; Charadriiformes; Charadriidae. Gene Ontology annotation, molecular function: G protein-coupled receptor activity. The record is from RefSeq and is a predicted model, not a curated record.